AUGACAUCAUCACUGGACGGACCUGAGCGUCAUCCAGACCCAACACUGUGUCCGAACCAUCUGGUUUCCUCGCCGUUCGAGUUGAAAAAACCUGAUCGUCCGGCCGCCCAUCGGGUCCUCAACAUCGUCCCUGCGACGAUGGCGUCCUCCAGAAUGGUCAUGCGACGAUUCGCAAAUUCGUCAAGGGAAUCCGGCCGUCAUCUCGAUGGUCCGGUUCAGACGACUGUCCCGGACCUAAGCGUCCUACAAACCAUCAGGAUCCCAACCAUCUUGGUCGGCUACAACGUCAACAAGUGGCGCCCGUCGGAUGACUGUUACACCACCGACGGUAAAACCCUGACGUUGCCUUGCGGUCCUAGCGGUUGCUGGGACGCAUGGCUUUUUGGCUGGGUUUUGGGAACGUCAGAGGAUCUCUCGAUCGCUCCUGUGGUGUACGUUAAUGGGGCCCAAAUGAUCUGGUAG
Molecule: messenger RNA, 462 nt
Organism: Puccinia graminis f. sp. tritici CRL 75-36-700-3
Lineage: Eukaryota; Fungi; Basidiomycota; Pucciniomycetes; Pucciniales; Pucciniaceae
Exons: 2
Coding region: 1-462 (153 amino acids)
Source: RefSeq, a predicted model, not a curated record